UGGUUAGAACAGGGAGGUGCUGGGAGCCCGGACUCCUGGGUUCUUUCCUGCCAGGGAUUGUACCUCCUCGUGGGGGGGACGCAGAUCAAUGUGAGCGAAGCCUCCAGCCGAGAUCUCGCUCCCCCAGGCCCCGCCGAGCCGCCCAGAGGAGGAGCUGGACAGACUGACCAGGAAGCUGGUGCACGACAUGAAUCACCCGCCAGCGGGGGAGUACUUCGGGCGCUGCGCCCGCUGUGGGGAGAACGUGGUGGGGGACGGGACGGGCUGCGUGGCCAUGGACCAGGUCUUCCACGUUCCCUGCUUCACCUGCACCACCUGCCACGCCCGGCUGCGGGGCCAACCCUUCUACGCCAUGGAGCGGCGGGCGUACUGCGAGGCCUGCUAUGUCGUGAGUGCCGGACGCCGGGGUUCUCUCCCCGGGGAGCGGGGGCUGGGGAUUUAGAACAGGGGGGGGUUGGGAGCCAGGACUCCUGGGUUCUCUCCCCGGCUCUGGGAGGGGAGUGGGGGCUGGU
Chelonoidis abingdonii (Abingdon island giant tortoise) is the source of this 512-nucleotide messenger RNA. Lineage: Eukaryota; Metazoa; Chordata; Testudines; Testudinidae. The record is from RefSeq and is a predicted model, not a curated record.